AUGGCUGAAGAGUCUCCCAAGACCUACCACGGCAAUUGCCACUGCGGUGCCUUUAUCUUUGAGCUGACGUCGCCCGAGAUCAAGACCGUCUUUGAGUGCAAUUGCAGCAUCUGCUCUAAGAAGGGUUAUGCCUGGUUGUUCCCUGGUGCCGACAAUUUCAAGCCUGUGAAGGGCGAUGUCAAGGACUUGACCGAGUACACUUUCAAUGACGGCAACUACAUCCACAGGUUCUGCGCUACCUGUGGGACCCCCGUCAUGGCAUUUAGCAAGAUCUUUCCUCCUGAGAAGAACACCGCUGUUAAUGCGCGUGCUAUUCAGGAUUUGGAUCUAUGGUCCUUGGGAUCUCAUGGAUUUGAUGGAGCAGCGCUGGACCCGAAAUACAAGCCUCCAGCAUAUACGGGCCCAGAACCAAGCGCAGAAAUUGACGGUGCGAAAACCUAUCACGGAAGUUGCCACUGUGGUGAUGUCAAGGUUGCUGUUAAAGUCAAACCUCUGGAUACCUGGCGCCGAGAAGUUGAGGAGGAGAGAGUCAUUGAUUGCAAUUGCAGCAUCUGCCAGAGGGGUGCGUAUGUCUGGAUUUAUCCUUCGAAGGAACAGGUUGCUAUCGAAGGAGAGGAGAACAUGACAAACUACUCCUUCGCCAAUAAGAUUGGCCGAAAGGGGUUCUGCAAGAAAUGCGGCGUGCACAUUGUGAACGACGUGAACAUGCCGCCCGAUGGACAGGAGAUUGAGCCGUGGCGCGAACGCUUCAUGAAAGUCCGGCCAAUCACCUUGAGAAUUCUCAACGACUUUGACUACAAAGUCCUCCAGGAUCGGACACGCAAGGAGGACGGCUGGAAGGAUCUCGAGCCGCAAUAUGUCAAUCCUUGA
Messenger RNA from Phaeoacremonium minimum UCRPA7, 870 nucleotides. RefSeq names its product putative glutathione-dependent formaldehyde-activating gfa protein. The transcript has 5 exons. Bases 1 to 870 code for a protein of 289 amino acids. NCBI's taxonomy places the organism in Eukaryota, Fungi, Ascomycota, Sordariomycetes, Togniniales, Togniniaceae. Gene Ontology annotation, molecular function: carbon-sulfur lyase activity. The record is from RefSeq and is a predicted model, not a curated record.